AUGGCAAGCAGCGUUCAACCUUCAACUAGUAAAAAGGACUACCAUUAUCUCUUCAAGUUGGUACUCAUCGGUGACUCAGCAGUGGGCAAGAGCUGACUGCUCAUCAGAUUUGCAGAUGAUGAUUUUACUGAUAACUAUGUCACCACUAUAGGCGUUGACUUUAGGUUUAGAACUCUCAAAAUUGACGAUUACUCUGUUAAACUCCAAAUUUGGGACACUGCUGGCCAAGAGCGGUACAGGACUAUUACAAAUGCUUAUUACAGAGGUGCAGAUGGGAUCAUAGUUGUAUUUGACCUAGCUAGUAAAGAGUCUUUCCAAAGUCUUCCAGAGUGGCUCGAUGAGGUCAAGAAAAGUGCACCUGAGGAUACUGUUAUUAUUGCAUUCGCUAAUAAAUGAGAUUUGUAUGAGGAAAGAGAGGUAUCUGAACUUGAUGUAAAAAACUUCACUGCUAGGACUGGAAUACCUGUUGUUGAGACAAGUGCCAAAAGCGCAGAAAAUGUGGAAAAGGGAUUUUUAAAAUUAACAAGUAAGCUGAUUGAGAAGAGAAUGGAGGAAGGAGAUUCCUAUGAGCAAGAUGCUACAGAUCAGUUUUUCAACCCUGCCUAUGAAAGGAAGCAAGGCUUUGCUGAAGCCACUAGCUUAAGAGUUAACCAAAUUAAAGAGAAGAUCGAGAAUAUCGACUGAUGUAAUGGCAAUUAA
Messenger RNA from Moneuplotes crassus, 699 nucleotides. The record is from the annotation of a GenBank genome assembly. Lineage: Eukaryota; Ciliophora; Spirotrichea; Euplotida; Euplotidae.